AUGGCGCACUUCGCGACGAAGACCGUUCAUAAAACACCAUAUCCCGUUCACUCUCAAGCCGACCAGACCGUGGGAAUCACUGGCGGCGGCGGCAGUAUCGGAUCCCUGAGCGAUAUCGUGAAAGCUAAUAACAGCGAUGCGUCCGCGGCGUUUGAUACGAAUGCCCGUGCAAAUUUGGAUAUGACGCAACUUUUUUUUAGCCUCAUUCAAGUAUCCUUAGUGGUAGUUGGCGAUUUCCAUCACAACCCUAUGGCAGGUAUCUACGCCUCCAGCAAAGCUGCGUUUUUAGCGCUCUUACAUCGCAUUGCCACUCAAGAACCUGUUGAGAAGGCUCAGAUGGUUAGCUUCGAUCCAGUUUACUCUGGCCAAUUUGCUGUAUGGGCGACAUCCUAUGCUGUGGCUAUGCUCCACGGACGCUUCAUUCAUUCCCAGUGGGAUGUCGAUGAGUUACAGGCACCCGAUGUCAAAGCAAAGAUAGAGAAUGACGAAGUAUUCUUAAAGAUGGGAGCGAUCGUUUUACGUGUUACAUAUGGGCGGAUUUGCCAUUUGCGAAUCGUGAACUCUACAUUUAAGGAUAGGCGAAAACUGCUCUGCUACAUGCUACAGAAGGGAUCGCCAACACGAUAUCACUGCAAUGUCAUUGCAGACGAAGUGAGAGUCGAAUAUGCCGUAAUCCGCUACGGCCGAAGAGCACGCAUGGUUGAGAAAUGGGUUUUGACCGCGGUAGUUCGGGAAAUACAUAACACAACCUCACCGCUACAACCCGGAAGGGCGGUAGAACGAACGUAG
This is a messenger RNA of Blastomyces gilchristii SLH14081, 789 nucleotides long. RefSeq lists its product as uncharacterized. NCBI's taxonomy places the organism in Eukaryota, Fungi, Ascomycota, Eurotiomycetes, Onygenales, Ajellomycetaceae. The record is from RefSeq and is a predicted model, not a curated record. Bases 1 to 789 code for a protein of 262 amino acids. The transcript is spliced from 7 exons.